AUGGAUGAAAUGCGGCGUAUUCGGAAGGCUUUAAUUGCAAAAUCUGCGGGGUUGGUGGCAGUGUUGUAUGCUUAUAUGCUUUUCAUUUUACCGAAAGCUAGAGAAAGGACACCUAGGAUCUACUAUGGUCCACCGUCCGAAAGAGAUAGUGUUAGACAGUGUAAUCUUAGUUAUCUACCACACGGAUCCACAAACUGUUUGAAUCAACUUAGAAUGAUGAGGGCCCCAUUUUUCCAACUAUGUAACUUGUUCCGUGAUAGAGCUCUUUUGCGUGAUAGCAUACAUAGUUCGGUCGAAGAACAAGUUGCCAUGUUUCUACUGGUUGUAGGCCAUAACCACAGAUUUCGAGCUUUGCAGCCCACCUUUAGAAGGUCCAUAGAAACUAUUAGUAGAUACUUCAGGGAAGUAUUGUAUGCUGUUGGUGAGCUACGAAAUGAGAUGAUCACUGCCCUCACAACUCAGACUCAUAUGAAAAUCACAACGAACCCAAGAUUCAACCCUUAUUUUAAGGAUUGUAUUGGUGCAAUAGAUGGAACUCAUGUUGACGCUCGAGUUCCAUCAGCAAUAUCUGCUGCCUUUAGGGGUAGGAAGGGUGUCCCUACACAAAAUGUUAUGGCUGCGGUGGACUUCGAUCUUAGAUUUACCUAUGUUCUCGCCGGGUGGGAAGGUUCUGCACACGAUGCACUGAUACUAGCCGAUGCCUUGGAAAAGGAUGAUGGCCUUAGUGUCCCCGCAGGGAAGGACUACCUUGUUGAUGCUGGAUAUGCGGCUAGACCAGGGUUCCUUCCACCUUUUCGUGGGUGUCGCUACCACUUGAGGGAGUAUAGUAGAAGAAACUAUCCUCAUGACAUGAGAGAGUUGUUUAACUUGAGACACUCUUCUCUUAGAGUCACGGUGGAAAGGGCUUUUGGGGCUCUCAAAAAUCGAUUCAAAAUACUUUAUAAUAGACCUUUCCAUCCAUACAAGACCCAAGUGAAGCUCGUCCUUGCUUGCUGCAUUCUGCAUAAUUGGAUUCUACAGUUCGGUCAAGAUCCUCACAUUCCAGAAGAGGAGGAGUUGGAGGACUCUUCUGAUAAGGAGGACGAUGACUUAGAGGAGGACAACAUAAGUACUGCUCAAUAG
This is a messenger RNA of Oryza brachyantha (malo sina), 1122 nucleotides long. Its product is annotated as protein ALP1-like. The record is from RefSeq and is a predicted model, not a curated record. NCBI's taxonomy places the organism in Eukaryota, Viridiplantae, Streptophyta, Magnoliopsida, Poales, Poaceae. The transcript is spliced from 3 exons. The coding region runs from base 1 to 1122 and encodes 373 amino acids.